Cydia fagiglandana is the source of this 2492-nucleotide messenger RNA. RefSeq names its product mitochondrial import receptor subunit TOM20 homolog. Gene Ontology annotation, biological process: intracellular protein transport; protein import into mitochondrial matrix; tRNA import into mitochondrion. The coding region runs from base 106 to 573 and encodes 155 amino acids. The record is from RefSeq and is a predicted model, not a curated record. Gene Ontology annotation, cellular component: mitochondrial outer membrane; mitochondrial outer membrane translocase complex. The transcript is spliced from 4 exons. Gene Ontology annotation, molecular function: transmembrane protein transporter activity. NCBI's taxonomy places the organism in Eukaryota, Metazoa, Arthropoda, Insecta, Lepidoptera, Tortricidae.
UGCCAACAUGAGUCCUUUUUGCUAAUAAAUGGCGGACCACAAAAUUUUGUAACAAAAGCGAGCCGAUAUUUCUGUGAAUAAAUCGUUACGAAAUAAAAUAUUACAAUGGAGUUAACUCGCACUACACUUGGAAUUGCAGUGGGCAUUGCCGGGACUCUGUUCCUGGGGUAUUGUGUAUACUUCGACCAACAACGUCGCAAGGACCCUCUUUUCAAAAAAAAGCUCAGAGAACGCAGACAGAAUGCCCGCAAAUGUGCGUCACGCUCUAACGCCAUGGGCGGGCCCCUGCCUGACAUGAGCGACCAUGAGGCUAUGCAGCGGUUCUUCCUGCAACAGAUCCAGUUGGGUGAGGAGCUGUUGGCAGCCGGAGACCUUGAGGCGGGAGUGGAGCACCUCGGGCAGGCUGUGGCUGUGUGCGGCCAAACACAGCAGCUGCUUAGUGUGCUCCAACAAACAAUGCCGGCCCCGAUCUUCCACCUGCUCCUGAAGAAGCUCCCCGAAGUCUCCGAGCGACUCCGGGCCUCCAUGAAGGCGAGCGGAGGCAACUGUCUGCAAGAGGAAGACGUUGAAUAAGCAGAGGGCUAGACGAUGUUGAUUUGCACUUGCGGGACGUUUCAUAUGAAGAAAAAUGGUAACCUUUUCACCGCCACGGUCAGAUAUAGCCAACAAAGGUUAUGGUAUAUAAUUAAUCUUACUACCUUAAAAGGUUAACUAUGCUUUGUUAUCUAGUCGUGGCGGUUAAAAGGUUAAACUAAGUUUUGUGCUUUUUCUUGCCGCUGGUCGGUCAGGUUAAGUGACAUAAAAGUGUGUGCACGUCAAAAUGUAGACAUUGAUAUGACAGUUGCUCACACAAUGACAUGUCACAAAUGUGUUUUGAUUAUUUUAUUCACACCAGUUGUGAUGAAAUUAUGAUCUGACUAGAAAGGAGAAACAGGCGACAAAUGAUUAAGACGGUGAUGAUGAUGAUGAUGAUGAAUUAAUACAAGAAUUGUAUCGUAUAUAUUGUAUAUACAGAACGCAUGCUUGCAUAAACCUGAAAUAAUGAACUUAUUUCAACGCGUGUAGGUUCAUUUUACAAUAACAGUUUAAUAAUAUCGUCCAUAUGUGACAGUGUCGUCUAUACUUGCCGCAAAACUAAGCGGCAAGACAGAUCAUAAUGCCAUCUCUUUAACUCUUGGUUGGUCUUAACAAGGGUAAAGGAGAUAGCAUUAUGAUCUCAGCCGCCAGUUGGUAUUGCGCUAAGUAUACAGGGUGGUCAAAAAAUAAGUGCAUUCCCGUUGCCAGGGAGGUUUUGGGAUUAUACUGAGCAACUGUUACUAUGGGACCGACCACGAAAUCGCGAAAAAAAAAUUAACCCCCAUAUAAACUGAACCAGCCAAAAUGUAUGAAAAAGCCAAAUUUUUUUUGCGUUUUCGGGGUCGGUCCCAUAGUAAAAGUUGCUCAGUAUAAUCCCAAAACCUCCCUGGCAACGGGAAUGCACAUAUUUUUUAGCUACUCUGUAUAGACGACAUACUUGUAAUUUCUUCCGCAAGUGCAAAUAAAGACUCGAAAACAUAAAUGACUGAAGAUUUUCUCAACCCUUCCCUUUUGAUUCGAACGAACAGAGUUCUAUGGCAUAUUGCACCCCAUACAACAUAGAACCUUGUCAUUUCGAAACUCGACAGCCUAAUCGUAUUAUUUGUUCCAUUAUGCAUUGGGCUAAUCUAUUUUAAUGUACAAUUGGAACUAGAGCCGCACCAAGAAAAGUCUGCAGCGGAUUUGAUAGCCCACGCUGUGUAAGUGUUAUUUAUACGUCAUAAUUUCAUAGAAGUUGACGUUUAAAAUGCCGCACUGCGUGGGCUAUCAAAAUCGCUGCAGACUUAUGACGGUCUGAUUUUAUCAAAGAAGGUAGAGUAUUUUAAAAUACGAUUACUUUAUGUAACAUUUCUUUAUAAUGUUAAAAGAAAUAAGUUGAACAAUAGCAUGUAGUCUUAAUUUUAGUGAUUAUUGAUACAAUACUUGUCUUUUGAUUUCUUUAAUUUAUACGAAUCAUGCUUUAUUCUUUGUCAUGUCACUAACAGUUUUGAAUUUAUAAAUUUAUUCAGUUGAUAUAUUUUGAGAAGAUAUAGGUAUAAAUGUCACGCAUUGCUGAUUGGUGUUAACCCUUUAAUCGUCUUGUCGGCAUUUCUGUCGCCUAUUACGAUAUGUAAAAUGCACGUACUGCCUGCCUAAAAGUAAGCGGACGACAUAGCCUAUGGACGCUUGUAACAUCAGCGGUAUGCGCGUUACCAGUUCCUACAUUAUUUUAUCUGUUAAAAAGUUUUUUAAGUGACAUGUUUAUUUCAAUUUAAAAUCUAUACGGUAUUGGCUGUGAUAGUCCACAAAUAUAAUAUCCGCCAUUUUUCAAUAUCGUGACAAGACAAGUUGUUAUUGUUUUAGGUUUGUUCGCAACUGGUUAAGGAUGCUUGUGAGUUUUGAUUGAGAUUUUAUUGUGAAUAAAAGUAUUGUAAAAA